AUGUCGUACAUUGCAAGUAUCUCGCGCCGCUGCAAACAAACCCACCGCGAGAUUGCAGUGAUACACGAUGUCGUUACUACGACUCACAAUGCGCAGGAGCUCGCUGAGUUGCGCCAAGAAGCCGCCGAUCCGAAACUCUGGGAUGACGCUAGCAACGCUGCGUCGGUGGUGCAGCGACUAGCAGCGUUGGAAUCACGGGAGACUCGCGUUCACGAAUUACAUCGCCAGUUUCUCGACACCAAGGAGCUUUACGUACUCGCAAAAGAGGAAGAGGACGAGUCCAUGCUGGGAGACUGUGUGAGUGCAAUGACUGUCGUGCGAGCCGAGGCGCAGCAGCUUCGACUGGAAUUCUUGCUGUCCCAUGAGACUGACGCCCACUCAUGUUUCCUCGAGAUCCAAGCGGGAGCUGGGGGUACUGAUAGCUGUGACUGGACAGCUAUGCUGGCGAGGAUGUACGCACGCUGGAGUGAGAUGCGUGGCUUCCAAGUGCAAUACGUUGACGAGUCUGUUGGCGACGAGGCUGGCUUCCGAUCGGUCGUAUUAAAACUAGACGGUGUGUAUGCAUACGGUUGGGCCAAGAACGAGGCUGGCGUUCAUCGUCUUGUCCGCAUCUCACCGUUUGACAGCGCCGGGAGAAGACACACGUCGUUCGCGCAAGUGCGUGUAUAUCCCAUGGCUGCUGAAGGCCGCUCUAGCGCAGAAAUCGAGGUGUCGACCAAGGAUCUACGCAUCGAUACGUUCCGAUCGUCCGGUCCUGGAGGACAACACGUCAACUCCACAGACAGCGCUAUCCGCAUCACCCAUUUGCGUACGGGGAUCGUCGUUCAAAGCCAAUCUGACCGAUCUCAACAUCGAAACAAAGCUGAAGCGAUGGCGAUGUUACGUGCCAAGCUUUAUCAACGGAAACUUGAAGAGGAGGCAAAAGCGAGACAGAAAUUCGCUCAAGGACUUGGAGAUAACGCGUGGGGUAACCAGAUCCGGUCGUACGUAUUACACCCGUAUCAACUCGUUAAAGACCAUCGCACUAAUUAUUCGGAAGGCAACAUAGCUCAAGUACUUGACGGUGAUAUCGACCGGUUCAUUGAGAAGAUGCUGCUUCAUCAAACAGCACCAAAUAACCCAGAUGAGGGCAGAUAA
Messenger RNA from Phytophthora infestans T30-4, 1137 nucleotides. Its product is annotated as peptide chain release factor, putative. Gene Ontology annotation, biological process: translational termination. NCBI's taxonomy places the organism in Eukaryota, Oomycota, Peronosporomycetes, Peronosporales, Peronosporaceae. Gene Ontology annotation, cellular component: cytoplasm. The coding region runs from base 1 to 1137 and encodes 378 amino acids. The record is from RefSeq and is a predicted model, not a curated record. Gene Ontology annotation, molecular function: translation release factor activity, codon specific. The transcript has 2 exons.